Messenger RNA from Callorhinchus milii (elephant shark), 2552 nucleotides. It is a transcript of the gene col9a2, whose product is annotated as procollagen, type IX, alpha 2. The record is from RefSeq and is a predicted model, not a curated record. Lineage: Eukaryota; Metazoa; Chordata; Chondrichthyes; Chimaeriformes; Callorhinchidae. Bases 126 to 2195 code for a protein of 689 amino acids. The transcript has 32 exons.
CUCUGUGCCUGGAUUUGGAUUGCCUGUGUAGUCAGGGCAGGCUGCAGAGGGAGGUCCCGGGUUGCCUGCUGUCAACCAGGGAAGAACUUGUAGAUUUGUCCUCUCUCCAGCCCGAGGAUCUCAGCAUGGCUAGCCUCUCUGGUGUCCGGCUCCCUCCUGGACUUUUCCAGCUAGCAGUUCUCUUACAAGUCAUCUGCCUGUGCCUAGCUCAAAGUCCUAAAGGUGCCCGUGGUCCAGUGGGACUCCCAGGCCCAGCAGGUUUUCCUGGUUCAGAUGGAAUAGAUGGAGAGCCAGGGCCACUGGGCAUACCUGGUCCAGCAGGUGCAAAAGGUGACCUGGGUGAACCCGGUCCAGCUGGAUCUCAAGGCGAUGCCGGACUCGAUGGUGUAGAAGGUUCAAAGGGAGAACCAGGUGGUCCUGGAGGUAUGGGUGCUAAGGGUCAAAGGGGACUGUCCGGGCCACCUGGAACGGCUGGGCUUGGAUUCCCAGGACCUUCUGGUCCUUCUGGACGAGUUGGUCUUCCAGGAGAAAUCGGACGUCCUGGUCCCAAAGGUGCGGCGGGUCAAAGGGGCCCAGUCGGACCGCCAGGACCAUCCGGGAUUCAAGGUAAUUCAGGCAAUGUCCAUGCUGGAGAGGGGAGUGCGGAUCUGUGCCCGACCUCAUGCCCUCCUGGACUUAAAGGCCCCCAAGGACUUCAAGGCUUAAAGGGACACAAGGGCCGAUUAGGACCAUCUGGAGAGUCAGGGAGACAGGGUACUAUGGGUGUUAAAGGUCAAAUCGGCAUCUCCGGAGAACAAGGCAUCCCAGGCGCUCGAGGCCCCCAAGGGCUUCAAGGAUACCCUGGGAUGAUGGGUCCAAAGGGGAAACAAGGUCCCUCUGGCUAUAAGGGGACGAUCGGUCCAGUAGGUCCGAGAGGACUUCAGGGCCCCCAAGGGCCGGAGGGAUCUCUUGGGGCUCCUGGUGAGAAAGGAGAAGUGGGAGAACGAGGACAACGUGGCCGUCAGGGAUUGACUGGACUCAAGGGUCAGAAUGGUUUACCAGGGAUCGAUGGCAAGGAUGGAACUCCUGGUAUUCCUGGUAUGAAGGGAGGAACAGGCAGACUAGGAUUCCCAGGAGCACCUGGGUCUCAAGGGGGUGCUGGUUUAUCAGGGCAGCCCGGGCAGAAAGGCGGACCUGGUGACAAGGGGGAGAGAGGUGUGCGGGGAAUGACCGGCCCUUUUGGACGUCGAGGCAAACUCGGCGAGAGAGGAGAUCAGGGUGAGAUUGGGCCACCAGGUCCUCAAGGUGAGAAGGGUGACAGAGGUAUGAUGGGUAUGAGUGGUCCUCCCGGUCCCCGAGGGCGAACUGGGGUGAAAGGGGAACGAGGUCCCACUGGGUUCCCAGGUGCUCAAGGCAUCCCUGGACUUAAGGGAGACAAGGGAUUCCAAGGAAAAGUAGGAUUCAAAGGUGACUUUGGUGACCCUGGAGUCGAAGGCCUGGAUGGUGAGAAAGGAGAACCGGGUGACUCGGGAGAACCGGGAGUAGUCGGGGAGGAAGGUGUCCCGGGAGAGUCAGGAUACCCGGGAGCCGCUGGUGACCCCGGUGAGCCGGGGGUGGAAGGUCGGGCCGGACCUCCGGGCCCUCGAGGGAUCCAGGGAGAGCGUGGCACCGUUGGCAUAGGCGGGCGUGAGGGAGUGCCGGGAAGAGAUGCAGAUGACCAGCACAUUGUUGAGGUGGUCUUAAAAAUGAUGCAAGAGCAGUUAUCAGCGAUGGCGGUCAGUGCGAAGAGAGAAGUGUUGGGCGGAGCAGGGAUGACGGGGCCGCCCGGCCCCCCCGGGCCCUCAGGCUCCCCUGGGGAACAGGGAGACCAUGGGUCGCCUGGGCCGCGAGGCCUGCACGGGCACACAGGCGUCCACGGUCAGAUUGGCAACACGGGACCCAAAGGAAAGCGAGGAGUGAAAGGAGAUCGAGGUCCAAUUGGACGUGGACACCGAGGUCUUCCAGGCCCACCCGGCAUCACAGGACACCCCGGAAUGCCGGGACGCAGCAGAGACGGCAGAGAGGGCGAGCGAGGUGAGCCUGGGAUCGAAGGGCAGUCGGGAAGUCCUGGGUUACCGGGAGUCCCUGGGAUUUCCGGAUUCUGCGAAGCCGCCGCUUGCUUAGGGGCCUCGGCGUUCCUGUCCUCCGGAGGUGGUCCGGACAUGAAGGGGCCUUGAGCGAACUGUGCUGCCCCUACAGACGUGCAGGGAAACACCAGAGAAACCGCAUGUGCAGCAAAGAGGAGAGAAAGAGCCAGCAGGAGAAACACGGAAUCGAUUUUUUUUUUCUCUCGACGAUUGUUCUGGUUUAAAACCAUUCGGUGCUUUUAUUUUUUCACAAGAAGAAAACAGAAACUCAACAAAGAUCAAUCACCCCUUUCUCACGUCGCAGAAUUAACCGAAACCCAGAGAUUUACAAAGAGACUUAGUCAAGGUUUUUCGAGUCAGGCAAAUCCAGCAAAUCUGAAGGAUUGAUAAAAAAUGUUCAUUACUUUCCUUAGCGUCUUGUUCACUUCCGUAUUAUUUUCCAAUUGA